Molecule: messenger RNA, 1448 nt
Organism: Centropristis striata (black sea bass)
Lineage: Eukaryota; Metazoa; Chordata; Actinopteri; Perciformes; Serranidae
Gene: rxfp3.2b
Product: relaxin family peptide receptor 3.2b
Exons: 1
Coding region: 238-1431 (397 amino acids)
Biological process (GO): immune response; G protein-coupled receptor signaling pathway
Cellular component (GO): membrane
Molecular function (GO): G protein-coupled receptor activity
Source: RefSeq, a predicted model, not a curated record
GCGCGUUCACGUGGAGCCUAUAAACGGACGUGGCGCGCAAGGCUGUGAGAAGUCGUGAAGAGAGGAGAAGAGGAUAAUCGUGGCAGAGGAUCUGAAGCGCAGUUGGAGAUAACUUGACACUGAUACAUCAGGGACGCUGAAAAAAUGGCACCAUCACAAACUUUAUCUGUCUUUUUGUAACAUGUAGCUGUAGCAACUUUGAUUUCCAAGGUGAUAUGUGAGCAGGAGAGUCCAGCCAUGCAGCUGAAUCAGACUGGAGUUCAAACCCUGGCUCCAGAGCAGCAGAUACUACAGGAGGACACCACUGGAAACUGUAGCGGAGACUCCACCAGCAACCUGUCGCUGCACUGCUGGCUGCAGCUGCUCACCAAGGAAUCCAUCAUGGAAUUUCAAGGAGACAGCUCCAGUUUAGUGGUGCGUGUCAUGAUAGCUUGUGUGUACUCUAUAGUGUGUGCACUGGGGCUGGUGGGAAACUCACUGGCUCUGUAUCUGCUGCACUCACGCUACAGGCAGAAGAAAUCAUCCAUCAACUGCUUUGUGAUGGGACUGGCUAUCACAGACCUGCAGUUCGUUCUGACUUUACCUUUCUGGGCGGUGGACACAGCCCUGGACUUCCGUUGGCCGUUUGGCCACGUGAUGUGCAAAAUCAUCAGCUCUGUCACCACCAUGAACAUGUACGCAAGCGUGUUCUUCCUCACGGCCAUGAGCGUGGCACGUUAUUACUCCAUCUCCUCCGCGCUGAAGAUGCACUGCCGGCGGACGGCGGCUACCAGAGCAAAGUGGACCAGCCUGGGCAUCUGGGCGGUCUCUCUGCUGGCCACGCUGCCUCACGCCAUCUACUCCACCAGCGUCCAGGUGUCGGAUGAGGAGCUUUGCUUGGUUCGCUUCCCAGACUCAGACAGGUGGGAUCCACAGCUUCUUUUAGGUCUCUACCAGCUGCAAAAGGUCCUCCUGGGCUUCCUUAUUCCUCUGAUCAUAAUCAGUGUUUGCUACCUGCUGCUGUCCCGCUUCAUCCUCAGCCGGCGGAUUGCAGGCGCCGGGGGCCCAGAGGUGGAGCUCGGCCGCCAAAAGCGUCGCUCUAAAGUGACAAAAUCCAUCGUUAUCGUGGUUCUGUCCUUCUUCCUGUGCUGGCUGCCCAACCAGGCGCUGACUCUGUGGGGGGUGCUCAUAAAAUUUGACCUUGUGCCCUUCAGCAAGGCGUUCUACAACGCUCAGGCCUACGCCUUCCCGCUCACGGUGUGUUUGGCACACACCAACAGCUGCCUCAACCCGGUGCUCUACUGCUUGAUUCGCCAGGAGUUCCGGGCCGGUCUGAAGGAGCUCCUCCUCCACGCCACGCCGUCCUUCAGGAGCCUGACUCACCUGCUGCACCGCAAGGCCAAAGUGGCCGAGGCGCCGCCUGUUCUGGUGCUGGUUCAGAUGGACGUCUGACUGGGAUUACUGGUGGA